CAGACCAGGGCUUUGCUUUGAAACGGAGAUGGGUGGUUCCGAAUCACAACCAGCAUCAAACCCAGAACUUGAUAGACCAUGGAGGGAAACAGUCUGGAGCAAACAUGAGAAAGACAGACUGAUGAAAGAAAUAAGAUCCUUAACACCAAAAUACAAAGAAGUAAAAGAAAUAAGAAUCAUGAUGGCCGGACAGAUCAGCGCUGGAAAGUCAAGUUACAUCAAUACUGUUGAUUCUGUGUUUCAAGGUCAUUUGACAAACCGGGCUUUGACUGGUAAAGAUAGGCACACGUUUACCAAGGAGUUUAAACCAUACUAUGUAGAGGACGGUGUAAAAGGAGACGAAGAUGGAUUUCUUCCUUUUGUCAUCUAUGACAUCAUGGGAAUAGAUACAACUGUGACGAGUCCUGAUGACUUCGUCAGUGCGGUGAAAGGCCAUAUUCUUGAAAAGAAUGGAUACACGUUCAAUCCCAUCAAACCUCUCAGUGCUGACUCUCCAGAUUACAACAAGAGUCCCACUGUGAAUGAUGUGGCCCACUGUCUUGUUUAUGUUGUGGCAGCAGAUCAACUCAGCAUUAUGGAUAAUCAUGUUCUGAAGAUUAUAACAGACAUCAGAUCAAAAGUCAGUGAUAUUGGUAUUCCCCAGGUUGUGCUUUUAACUAGAGUGGAUGAAGCCUGUCCAUUGGUAGGAAAAGAUCUCAAGAAGGUGUACUGGAGCAGAUACAUCAAAGCACAGACAGAAAAGGCCAGUCAAAUAUUGGGCAUUUCUAUUAACUGCAUUCUUCCUGUGAAAAAUUACCAUAAGGAAACCAGCCUGAAUGAUGACAUUGAUGUCCUGGCCCUGUCAGCACUGCUGCAGAUACUCAGAUUUGCAAACUGCCGCUUACAAAACCUGAAUCAAAAGAAAUCUAAGAGAUAGUUGUAAAGUAUUCAACUAUUGUAUGUACUAAAUCUUAAAAUGUCUCUGAGACCCAUCUGAACAGCUUAAUUAACUCAAUUUAAUUUCUUGUUAUUAUAUUCUUGUUCAUUUUUAUUGUCAAAAUUAAUAUUCUUGUUAUUAUGGUACUGAUCAGGAAUUUGACAAUCUACACUAAAAUGUCUCAUUUUAUAAACACAAAUAAAGAAAAAAAAACAUCUGUUGCUAAUUAGAAUUAAGUGUUCUGAACGUUUUGCUUUCUUGCAAAAUAUAAAGUGUAUGUAGAUGAUAUGUAAUGCAAAUGAAACCAUUAACACAGAAAAUGAAAUAGGGAAAAUUAAACCGACAUGAUAAAAGUUUGUAUUAUUUUAACACUAAUGCAGUCUAAUAGAAACUACACAACUGCUAUGAUAUCUUAGGCACCACUUCUGUUACCCCUUCUCAUUUGUCUCUCAUUAAUCAAUUUACCCAUAAAUGCCUGUGUAUAGAAUUUAUUAUUUUCUACUUUUGUGCUUAUCUGUUCGGUUUCCCUGUUUCAAAUGACUUGUUUAUUCUUAAAAAUGAUUCAGAUCCUGAUCCAAUGAAACCUGUUUAAUAUGACUUGUAAAAUGAAUUUACUCAGUAAUAAAUUAAUUGAAAGCUCUUUCGGGGAUGAGCACUUGUAAAAAGAAGUUCACACUUCUUGGGAGGAAGGCCCUGUGUGAUCCUGGUGGGAGACAUACAAGGCAUCAGCUGUAACAGAUGUCAGCUUUUGUCCACUAGCUUCUCCUUCAUGAACUGUUUCAUUUCAUCCAGAAUGCAAGAACUAGGAUGGAGGCUGGAAUUCUCCACUCUUUGUCUGCAAUAUCCAAGUUCCCAUUACAUCCAGGACCAUGGCCACUCGCCCUGUCACGUCAUCAGUGGUCCAACGAUUUUCCCAUGUACACAGUAUUAGGAGGGUCAGGAAGCUCAAGAUGACAAGUUUACAACACUACUAACAAUCUUAAAUCCAAGAGUAACAAACUGAACAAGAACAUGAUUUCAAUAUCAGUACUUCCUGCUCUUCAUGGUAUUUCACCUGGCCAGGCUGGCUAUUGACUGAGUUUUUAUUUGAAAAGAAGUUGUGAUUUUUUUCCCCCUAGUGACAAGUAGGCAUAUUAAAAGCAGUAUAAUCCCAUGACUCAUGUCAGUGGUAAGCAAAUUGUUGUGUGUACUGUG
This is a messenger RNA of Lepisosteus oculatus (spotted gar), 2110 nucleotides long. NCBI's taxonomy places the organism in Eukaryota, Metazoa, Chordata, Actinopteri, Semionotiformes, Lepisosteidae. The record is from RefSeq and is a predicted model, not a curated record.